UAAUGAAUUCUACGCGCAAUAGCAUGGCUCUUUUUUGUGAUCGGCAGCCCAGUAAUACAGACACUGCUUCAAUGAAGCAGCACCCUUCCUCAUGUGACCUGGAACUUAAGGCGCGGUCGCCAGAUAAGGAUGUUUUCUGCGAUCUACGCAUCAGCCACGCAUUCCUAACGCGAUGUCGCUCUGUUAUCUAGCCCAUGAGUUCGGAAGAGCAUACGAUAGGAAGCCUAUGGCGCGCCGCAACCCAAGCGCCAGGAUGGGCUGUCAGACUCGGCGCAGAUGGUUGGAGCGAAGAUCCCACAGAGGUACAGUCUUCCCUGCCCACACUGUACUUGUACAGAGCCCGCUGACUCGUUGGCUGUAUGACAUUGUACAUGGCAAAAGCCGCCGGGGGAGGGGGGGACAGGUUUUUCCUUGCCCUCACGGGACCACCGUCCUCCCAAGCCGCAAACGACGAACUUAUGACUCCCAUGACUAUCUUGCAUAGCAUAACAAGCAAUCCGCGUGCGACGGUUAAUGAUGUUCAGAUAGUCCGCAACC
Molecule: messenger RNA, 537 nt
Organism: Aspergillus alliaceus
Lineage: Eukaryota; Fungi; Ascomycota; Eurotiomycetes; Eurotiales; Aspergillaceae
Exons: 1
Coding region: 173-484 (103 amino acids)
Source: RefSeq, a predicted model, not a curated record